This is a messenger RNA of Arabis nemorensis, 1065 nucleotides long. NCBI's taxonomy places the organism in Eukaryota, Viridiplantae, Streptophyta, Magnoliopsida, Brassicales, Brassicaceae. The record is from the annotation of a GenBank genome assembly.
AUGGAAGAAAGUGGGAGAAUUGGAGGAGGAUCUCAAGCAGUGAUAAAUCUCGAACCUGGAUCUUCGGUGCCGAUUUCGUAUCACCCAUGUUUUGGUCCUCACGAAGAUCUACUUCUUCUUGAAGCUGAUGAUAAUCUCGUCUCAGAUAUCUUCAAUGGAAGAGUAACAUUGAGGGGACUUCCUGAUGAAGAUGCUGUUCUAUGUACCAAAUCCAAGACUUAUGCUAUCAAAUUUGUUGGUAAUUCUAAUUCCAUGUUCCUUAUUCCUCCAUCGAUUUGCCUCGGAGUUUCCGAUACUGAAAACAACGAUAAACCGCUUGUAUCGGUUAUCAAAAUCGCUCCCGGUAACAUGGAGCUUGUCGAGGUAUCUCCUAGGCUUGACAAACUCAAGAAGCUUCUCUUGGAAAAUCCUUUUUGUGCUGGUGAAGUAGAAGAAGCCAUGAUUGAUGAUGAUGAUGGAAAGAGAGAUUUACCGUUGUUGUAUACGUGGAGCGAUUUGGUUAACACGAUUCAAGCUAGCGAUGAGGAAUUACGCGAUGGAUUGAAGUGUCUUUCUGCUAUCGAGAUUGAUGGUUAUUGGAGGGUUAUAGAUGAGAAUUACCUUGACAUGAUUCUGAGAAUGCUUCUUCAUAAUUGUGUACUGAAAGAUUGGUCAUUUGAUGAUCUUGAUGAAGAUGAAGUUGUGGAUGCUUUAGUAGCUGAUGAAUUCCCUAGUAAACUCGCGAGUCAUUGCUUACGCGUGUUUGGCUCUAAGGUAAAGGAAACUAAUAAGUGGAAGUUAGAACCGAGGCUCGUUUGCUUGCAUUUUGCUAGACAGAUACUGAGAGAAGAGAAGAUGAAACUUGAGAGUUUCAUGGAAGAGUGGAAGAAGAAGAUACCAGAAGGAAUGGAAGAAAGAUUCGAGAUGCUCGAAGGAGAGGUUUUAACAGAGAAAAUCGGGAUCGAGACACGGGUUUAUACAUUCAGCGUACGUUCUCUACCAUCAACUCCAGCAGAACGAUUCUCUACGCUCUUUAAGCAUAGACCGAAAUGGGAAUGGAAAGACUUGGAGCCUUAUUUAAGGUAA